UCCGUGCGGACCGUUACGAGCGGAGCCUCGCGGGGCCUCACCGGAGGAGUUCCGCGGCCGGCUCGGCUGCCCGGGGACAUGUCGCAAAUCCCGCGAAGCCGAGGUCGCCCCAGCGCCUUCGCCUUGGCCGACAGGGAGCGAGAGCGAGGUCGCGGCGGAGACCACCCGUCGCCGAGCGCUGACGUCUCGGAGGAGGCGCCGAGCACGUCCCGCGGGCCGGACGCCCGGGCGGUGCCGGCGCCGGGGCCUGGUGGAGGCCGCCGGUUCCAGGCCGCGCCGGCCGUGGGGCCCCGGACCCAGAAACAGCUGGAACUGAAGGUGGCGGAGCUGGUGCAGUUCCUGCUGGUGAAGGACCAGAAGAAGAUCCCGAUCAAGCGGACCGACAUCCUGAAGCACGUGGUCGGGGACUACAAGGACGUGUUCCCGGAGCUGCUGCGCCUGGCGGCCGGGCGCCUGCGCGACGUGUUCGGCUACGAGCUGGUGGAGCUGGAGCCGCGCAGCAACGCCUACAUCCUGGUCAACACGCUGGAGCCCGUGGAGGAGGACGCCGAGGUGCGCGGCGACCAGGGCACGCCCGCCGCCGGCCUGCUCAUGAUCGUGCUGGGCCUCAUCUUCAUGAAGGGAAACACCAUCACCGAGACGGAGGUCUGGGACUUCUUGCGGCGCCUGGGGGUGUACCCCACCAAGCGGCACCUCAUCUUCGGGGACCCCAAGAAACUCAUCACCGAGGACUUCGUGCGGCAGCGGUACCUGGAGUACCGGCGCAUCCCCCACACGGAUCCCGUGGAUUACGAACUGCAGUGGGGUCCCCGCACCAACCUGGAGACGAGCAAGAUGAAAGUGUUGAAGUUCGUGGCCAAAAUCCACAACCAGGACCCCAAGGACUGGCCCGUGCAGUACUGCGAGGCUUUGAUGGAUGAAGAGAACAGGGCUAGACCCCCGUCCAGUGCCCCGGCCCCGUCCUCCUGACUCCGGGGAAAGGAGGGGGGGUGGAGACAUGGAGAUGGGGACCCCCACACACACUCCCUCUAAUGUGUCAUACACUGAAAGAAUUCGGGGGAAGGGGUGGGAAGGAUGUGGCUCGCAAGGUCUUUGGAGGAGCGUGGUUUUAUUUGUUGCCAACAUUUUCACUUGUGAACGGAUUGAAAGAACAGUUUUGCUUAUUUUACUGUUUUUCUUUUGUAUGUAUAUAUGUAUGUAUAAAGUGUAUACUAACUGUUAGUUGGGAAACUGUUCUGUGAUUUUUUUUGAAGAGAUAUUUAAGAAAGAACAAGUUGCUUUGGUGCCAAAAGAGUAAUAAUAAAAGCAGAGUACUAUCUGGUUGCUUAACUCAAGCUUGUAAGGAAAAUUAAGUCUUUACAAAAAAAUAAAAAUAGAAACUUGUUAUCUUCA
This is a messenger RNA of Dipodomys ordii (Ord's kangaroo rat), 1392 nucleotides long. It is a transcript of the gene Nsmce3, whose product is annotated as necdin-like 2. NCBI's taxonomy places the organism in Eukaryota, Metazoa, Chordata, Mammalia, Rodentia, Heteromyidae. Gene Ontology annotation, biological process: negative regulation of transcription by RNA polymerase II. The record is from RefSeq and is a predicted model, not a curated record. The transcript has a single exon. Gene Ontology annotation, cellular component: nucleus. Bases 79 to 969 code for a protein of 296 amino acids.